Molecule: messenger RNA, 1028 nt
Organism: Nicotiana tabacum (common tobacco)
Lineage: Eukaryota; Viridiplantae; Streptophyta; Magnoliopsida; Solanales; Solanaceae
Product: nodulin-related protein 1-like
Biological process (GO): response to heat; regulation of abscisic acid biosynthetic process
Source: RefSeq, a predicted model, not a curated record
ACUCUCCACCUUGCUUUUGGGGUAACUCGAACUCACAACCUAUUAAUUGAAAAUAGAUGGUGCUCACCACUGGAGCAACUUGUGAACCCUCUUUAAUUUCUUGUGAGCCCUCUUUAAUCGAAGAAAGUAGUUGACGUGGUUACACGGAUGACACACCGAGUUGUUUACUCGUUUAAGCUUACCACGACGUGUUGACUUGCGCUACACCAAAUACGAAAUUACCAUGAUAUUAUAGCCCUCCCUUCCUUCUCUAAAUCAUUGAACAUCUCUAAAGUCUAAACCACACCUAUAUAUUUCCAUCCAAUUAUCCAAAAGUUCACAGCACACAAUCUUUCUUGAACUUUUCUCAUAGUCCAAACAAUUUCAUGGAUCCAACACAAGCCAAAACUACCUCCGGAGCCAGUCAUUCGUUGUCCCAUAAGCCCAACAGCCACCCAAAACCAUCCAAAUCUGAGCUGAUGUCCAGCGCUAAGCUAGUGGCCGACGCGGCCAAAGCAAAACUCCAUCACGAGCCAAACAGUAAGGUCGACAAGUCUGAGCUCGCCGGAGCCGCCGCUGACCUCCUUAACGCCGCCUCACAGUACGGCAAACUAGAAGAGAAAGGGAUCGGAAAGUUCGUCGGAAAAGCAGAGACUUAUCUCCACAAAUAUGAAACUUCUCAUUCCACCACCACCUCCACGACUGAACACACGCAGUCCUCGGCGCAUACAGGGGGAAAACAUGAACAAUCCGGAAGUGGAUAUGGCGAGUAUAUUAAAAUGGCUGAAGGAAUUUUCAAGAAACAUUCCGAUGGCACCCACUCAUCGGAAUCCGGCGGAGGUAAAAAAGGAGAGUAUCUUAAAAUGGCUGGAGAUUUCUUGAAGAAGCAUUGACUUGUACUAUGUGAAUUCCUUUUUAUCGUUUGUUUUAGAAUUUUUUUGCUGCAGUUCUACUAUUGUUAUCUAUCAGUGGAUAGGUGUGAUUUGUAAUGUGUGGCCUAGGCUGCAUUGCCAAUGAAAAUAAUUUUGUUUUAACAUGUUAUCCAAAAA